GCUAUCUUUCGAAGAUUAAUUCAUAUUCGUACAUAAACUAUAAAAUAAAGAUCCUUCUUUCUUUCUCUCUGCAGCUAUGUCGAGAAAGACGAGAGAUGAAAGAGAGGAGGAGAGGGGUUUGUUCUGGGAUGGGGUUAUAGAGGGAAUGCCUCUGUUUGCUAAAGAAUUGAUUGCUGGUGGCGUGGCUGGGGGCGUUGCAAAAACUCUCGUCGCUCCUCUUGAACGUGUCAAGAUUUUGUUUCAGACUAGAAGAGCAGAAUACCACAGUGUUGGGCUUUUAGGCUCCUUUAAUAAGAUUGCUAAAACAGAAGGACCACUUGGCUUUUAUAGGGGGAAUGGAGCAAGUGUUGCUCGAAUUGUUCCAUAUGCAGCACUGCACUAUAUGGCUUAUGAGCAAUACAGGCGGUGGAUUGCAUACAGCUUUCCUGAAAUUGGAGGAGGUCCCAUUCUUGAUCUUGUGGCAGGAUCUUUUUCUGGAGGCACGGCUGUUCUCUUUACCUACCCACUUGAUUUGGUUAGGACCAAAUUGGCUUAUCAGGUUGUGGGAACCAGUAAAUUGAAUGUUAAAGGGAUUAUUCCCUCUGAAGAAGCUUAUAAAGGAAUAUUGGAUUGCUUUUCCAAGACUUAUAGAGGGGCUGGAUUUAGAGGCUUAUAUCGUGGUGUGGCUCCAUCAUUGUAUGGGAUAUUUCCAUACGCGGGGUUGAAAUUUUACUUCUACGAGGAAAUGAAAAGUCGUGUUCCAGAAGAACACAAAAAGGGUAUAAUGGUGAAACUUGUAUGUGGAUCUAUUGCAGGUUUACUGGGUCAGACUUUCACUUAUCCUCUUGAUGUCGUUAGGCGGCAAAUGCAGGUCCAGCAACUCUCGCCUUCUAAUAGCCAAGAAAUGAAAGGCACGAUGGAUAGUCUUGUUAUGAUAGUACGAAAGCAAGGAUACAAGCAAUUAUUUUCUGGGCUUAGUAUUAAUUACCUGAAGGUUGUACCAUCAGUUGCAAUUGGCUUUACUGUUUAUGAUACAAUGAAAGCAUUCCUAAGAGUUCCAUCUCGAGAUGAAGCUGGCAUAGUAGUGACAAAUCAAACAAGCAACAAACAGGCGUCCUUGCAGUCCUAGUAGCCACCAAUGCUGGAAUAUGAUUUAACCAAUAAUGAGGCUCCUUGAGGUCAUUUCAUUUGUACAUUCCAUCCUAUUGUGAUUCAAGACGACCAUUAGGAAGGUUGCUAUUCUUAGAGUAGAGAUUAACAUUCUUGAAUUUAUUGCGACGAAAAGGUCGUUGUAUAGAUGUACUGUCUGGUGUCUCCUUUCACCUCUGGGAGAUCCACUUCCGUGUACAUAAAACAUUAUACAGAUCAAAGGUGGAAUCAUUUCUUUUAUAGGAACAUCUAUACAAGUGUAAUAGAUCCAGGUUUGACAGUUUAUGAAUGAUAAAUAGACUCGUGUUAAAAUUUA
This is a messenger RNA of Daucus carota subsp. sativus, 1444 nucleotides long. Its product is annotated as mitochondrial carrier protein CoAc2. Gene Ontology annotation, cellular component: mitochondrial inner membrane. NCBI's taxonomy places the organism in Eukaryota, Viridiplantae, Streptophyta, Magnoliopsida, Apiales, Apiaceae. The record is from RefSeq and is a predicted model, not a curated record. Gene Ontology annotation, biological process: mitochondrial coenzyme A transmembrane transport. The transcript has 7 exons. Gene Ontology annotation, molecular function: coenzyme A transmembrane transporter activity. Bases 77 to 1108 code for a protein of 343 amino acids.